Molecule: messenger RNA, 1254 nt
Organism: Zasmidium cellare ATCC 36951
Lineage: Eukaryota; Fungi; Ascomycota; Dothideomycetes; Mycosphaerellales; Mycosphaerellaceae
Exons: 2
Coding region: 1-1254 (417 amino acids)
Biological process (GO): NADPH regeneration
Cellular component (GO): cytoplasm
Molecular function (GO): nucleotide binding; oxidoreductase activity
Source: RefSeq, a predicted model, not a curated record
AUGGCACCCCUCAACGUCUGCAUGAUAGGCACAGGCGAAUACACCACAGGCUUCGUAGACGGCAGCGCCUCCGGCAGCGACAAGAAAGUCGGCGUCGUAGGCCUCACCCUCUUCGACCUGCGCCGACGAGGCAAAGUCGGCGCCCUCUCCAUGGUCGGCACGUCCGGCCAGAAAUUCCCAGCAAUCCGCAUCCACCUCCACCAAAACAUCACCCUCGCCUACAACAACCUCGACACCUCCUUCACCUCCUUCCCCGCCGACGAUAGGCGCGACCCGGAAGCCUACAAGCAAGCCAUCGACGCCCUCUCCCCGGGCGACGCCAUCACCAUCUUCACCCCAGACCCCACGCACUACCCCAUCGCCCUGUACGCCAUCCGCAAACACAUCCACGUCAUGAUCACCAAACCCGCGACGCAGCUCCUCUCCCACCACAUACACCUGCUCCAAGAAGCCCGCACGCACAACGUCCUCGUCUACAUCGAGCACCACAAACGCUUCGACCCCGCCUACGCCGACGCGCGCAACCGCGCCCUCAAAGGCAGCCUGGGCGACUUCAACUACUUCUACAGCUACAUGUCGCAGCCCAAAUCCCAGCUGCAGACCUUCGCCGCGUGGGCCGGCAAAGACUCCGAUAUCUCGUACUACCUCAACAGCCACCAUAUCGACAUCUGCGAGUCCAUGGUGUCGCACACGCACCGGCCGGUCAAAGUCACCGCGUCCGCGUCGACGGGGAUCGCCACGAGUUUGAACUGCGACCCGAAGACCGAGGACACCAUCACGCUGCUCGUCGACUGGGAGUCCCUCGACGGGCAGGGCCGUCGCGCAACGGGCGUGUACACCGCGUCGUGGACGGCACCGCAGAAGGCAGGCGUGCAUAGUAACCAGUACUUCCACUAUGUCGGUUCGAAGGGCGAGGUGCGCGUCAACCAGGCGAAGAGGGGUUACGAUGUGACGGAGGACGAGGGCGGAUUGGCGUGGUAUAAUCCUUUUUAUAUGAAGUAUGCGCCGGAUGAAGAAGGAAACUUCGCCGGCCAAUCCGGCUACGGCUACAUCUCGUUCGAAAAAUUCGUCGACGAAAUCCAAUCCCUGAAAGAAAACCGCGCGUCGCUCGACGACCUCGACGCACGCGGUCUGCCCACCCUCAAAAACACCAUCGCCACAGGCGCGAUCCUCGAAGCCGGACGGAGGAGUCUGGACGAGAAGAGACCCGUGGAGAUUGUGCAGGAGAAAGAGGGCGAGUGGAGUUUGAAGUAG